GUCCAAUGAAUUUCUUCCAUGGUUUUUUCACCCUUUGGAUUCUAAGCAAUCAUAAACAAGUGAUGUGCACAAUCUUCCAUUAACAUUUUUAUAUGGAUCCUAAUUUCGCUAUCAAGUUUUCUUGAUAUCCAAUCCCAUCUAGCAUUGUCUUUUGAAUUCCAGCCAAGUUUUUAGUAGAUGUGAUGCUCGGUUGUUUGAACACCAGUCCCAUAUGGUCACAUCCUUUACAAAUUGGCAUGAAGCCACUUAAUCCAUAAUGUAUAAUUUUUAGUGUCUAUAUUUCAAAAUGUUUUAGCGAGCAAUGCAGAUUUCCAUAUUUUUGCAUCUUUUAGCUGUAAUCCUUUCUUCCUUCGGUUUACAAAUAUUUGCCCACACCACUUUGGCCCUUUUCCCAUCCGAGAGAAAAUUCUUGCAAGUAGUUACAAUACCUAUUAAUGAAUGUGGUAGGCAUCGGAAAGGAUUGUGCUCCUUGGACAAUUGCCAUGAUGAGCUCAACUCUCCCUGCGUAGGAUACAGAUUUAGUCUCCACUUGCCAGCAAAGCUAUCAAUCUUCUCAAUGAGUGGACAAAACUACGCAACGGACACUCUAAGUGGUUCCAAGGGAAAUCAAGGUAUCUUACUAGGAAACAAUACUCUUGAAACCCAUUAAUAACAACAAUAUCCUCCUAUUCUUGUCCAAACACAUCCGAUUUAUAAAAGUCAAUUGCAAGACCAAAAAACUCCCUAAACUCUUUCAAAUAACUCAUAAGCUUGUUUGCAUAGUUGAUAUUCCUCUAGCAUACAACAUAAGAUCAUCUGCAAAAACCAAGUGUGUGAUCCUAGCUGGACAUGUAUUUCAUACAAAGAAUAAACAAAGCGAGAGACAUGCACCUUUGAAAAAACUAUGUAAAACUCCAUCCAUAGGUGCAGGAAAGGAUGCAUUCGUACCACAUCUGAGAACCCAUAGUUUAGCAAAAUAGAUUUAAGGAACCCCCAAUCCACUGUGUAAUAUGCCUUCCUAAGGCAAGCUUUGAUAAGAUACCUCAGAGAUAUCCACUUUCUAGAUCUCAUUAGUUCUUGGGUCAAACAAAUAUCAUCAAACAACUCUCUCCCUUUCCCAAAAGCCACUUGAGCCGGGUCGAUCGAACUAGGUAGCAAGACAUUCAACCUCCCAAUUGCCGACAACCUUAUAUAAAACAUUUUUACAUGAUAUGGGUCUAAAAUUACUCACCUUAGGAUUCACGAUGGUUUUAGGGAUCACGGCCACUGUAGUAUGUUUUAUUUGUUUGAGAAGCUUCCCAGUUCCCAAACAAGAACUCCUGACUGCACUUGUAACAUCUCCUCCAACAACUUCCGAAUUCCUCUUGAAGGCACCUGCCGAAAACCCAUCAAGAGGAGUGGGGGUGGGGCUUUAUCAUCUUCAAGGCUAGAAAACUCCAUUUUUAUACAAGUACAUUUCAGUAAAUUAGAUGUGUAACUAAUUCAAAAUAUCUUUACUAUGUACAAAUGAAACAUUUUUAACAAACUAAGGGUCGAUCAAUGCUCAAGUUCGGCCAUAGGUGCACCCUUGUGUACUCAACAUACG
Cuscuta europaea is the source of this 1564-nucleotide messenger RNA. The record is from the annotation of a GenBank genome assembly. NCBI's taxonomy places the organism in Eukaryota, Viridiplantae, Streptophyta, Magnoliopsida, Solanales, Convolvulaceae.